CUGACCCCCGGGGGUCGGCCUCACCUUGUAUUUCUUCUUAUUCUUUCUCUUCCUCUUCUUCUCUCUUUCUCUCUCUCUCGCUCUCUCCCUUGCUCUUUUAUUUCUUCUUCUUCUUCUUCUUCUUCUUCUUUCUCUAUCUCUCUCUCUUUUGAGCGAAGAUGGUGGCCGUGCGUGUUGUUCGAUCAAUUGUCGGGGUUCUUGGAAACGCGAUCUCGUUUGGACUGUUUCUCUCUCCAACGCCAACUUUUUAUAAGAUAAUCAAGAAGGGUGCUGUCGAAGAUUACUCGGCCAUGCCUUACUUGGCGACGAUGCUCAACUGCAUGCUUUGGUGCACGUACGGCCUCCCCAUGGUUCACCCUCAUAGCCUCUUGGUAAUCACCAUCAAUGGAAUCGGACUGGUCGUGGAGACCAUAUACCUCACCCUCUAUCUCAUCUACGCCACAACCCAGCAAAGGGUGAAAGUAAUCCUGAUAUUUUUGGGUGAGUGCGUUUUCCUGGCAAUCGUGCUUUACAUCACCCUUGGCGUUCUCCACACUUACGAGAAGAGGUCGACGCUCGUCGGAACCCUGUGCAUUAUAUUUGGCACUUGCAUGUACGCCGCACCUCUCAGUGUCAUGAAACUGGUGGUUACGACGAAGAGUGUGGAGUACAUGCCCUUUACUCUCUCCUUCGUCUCCUUAAUCAAUGGAGUGUGCUGGACUCUUUACUCCUUCCUUCCCUUGGAUAUCAACAUUCUUAUUCCAAAUGGACUUGGAACACUGCUUGCACUAGCUCAGCUGAUCCUCUAUGCGUGUUACUUCAAGUCAACGCCAACUCGGUCAGCGUCAAGGAAUGAAAGAGGAGAAGUGAGAGAAAUUGAGAUGCAUGUUGGGUAGGUUCGGACUCAGAUGAGGCUUCCGAUCAGGCCAACAAGUCUCAGCUCAUCAAGUGUCUUGCUUCAUUGCCUCUCCUUUCUGCAUUGUCUUCUCUUUUUUAGGAUCCAUCAGCUUAUUCUUAUGCAAAGGCUCUUAAUCUAUAUUGUCGAGCCGACAGUUUUCAUCAGUUUUGGGCUGUUUGGAAGUUGGAACAUCCAAUGAGUGUCUUAUUCAUAUAACAGUAGAACUAGGUGUCGAUAAAUCUGCCCUAAUCCUUAGAGAGCAGAUUUAUAAAACACUCACAAAGUGUUCCAUUUGUCAAACAACCCCUUUAGGAUGUUGCCUUGAACAAACUGAUUCUUUGUGUUGUAGUUAACAUGAAAAUUUAUUUGUUAA
Molecule: messenger RNA, 1250 nt
Organism: Nymphaea colorata (pocket water lily)
Lineage: Eukaryota; Viridiplantae; Streptophyta; Magnoliopsida; Nymphaeales; Nymphaeaceae
Product: bidirectional sugar transporter SWEET5-like
Exons: 6
Coding region: 159-875 (238 amino acids)
Biological process (GO): carbohydrate transport
Cellular component (GO): membrane
Molecular function (GO): sugar transmembrane transporter activity
Source: RefSeq, a predicted model, not a curated record